GCAGAUUGAAGUGCCACAGCUCCAGUACGAAGACCAGGUCGUCCAAGUGCCCGUUCACAAGCAGGUGCACGUGCCCAUGGUGCAGCAGGUGCAGAGGGAGGUGGAAGUGCCCCAGAUCCAGUACGAGGACCAAGUGGUGCAGGUGCCAAUCCAGAAGCAGGUCCAGGUCCCCAUGGUCCAGACUGUGGAGAAGACGGUGGAAGUACCUCAGAUUCAGUAUGUCGACAAGGUGGUUGAGAUGCCGGUCCACAAGCAUGUUCACGUGCCAAUGGUCCAGACCGUAAACCGCGAGAUUGAGGUUCCCCAGAUUGAGUACAUUGAUCAGCACGUCCACAUCCCAAUCCAGAAGCACCGUCACGUGCCGGUGCAAGUUCCUGUUGAGCGCCCGGUGGAGGUCAACGUGAUUGAGACCACAGAGAAGGUCGUGGACAUCCCCGUGGUGAAGCAGCGGGAAGUGCCCCAGGUCCAGACCAUCGAGAGGAUCGUGGAGGUCCCCAUGGUCCAAGUGGUCCAGAAGGUUGUGGAGAUUCCACAGGCGCCACAGUCCAUGCGCCAACCCAUUGCCUAUCAAUGA
Messenger RNA from Symbiodinium sp. CCMP2456, 574 nucleotides. Lineage: Eukaryota; Dinophyceae; Suessiales; Symbiodiniaceae. The record is from the annotation of a GenBank genome assembly.